AUGAAUUUCUCUGAAUUGCUAUCUCUCACACUGUUGCUGGUUCAACUUUGGCUUUGCUCUCCAAGCACGCAGAACUGCUUGGCUCAAAACACAUACCAGUCUUUCACAGCAGUUCGAAGAGUGAAACGUGGCUGGGUAUGGGAGCCACUUUUUGCAACUGAGGAACAGACUUCAGUGGUGCCUGUGUAUGUUGGACAGCUGCAAUCAAAUUUAGACACGCAGGAUGGCAACCUAAAAUACACUUUAACUGGGGAGGGAGCUGGAAGCAUUUUUAUCAUUGAUGAAAAUAACGGCAAAAUUUACGUGACACAAAAGCUGGAUAGAGAAAAGAAACCCUUCUACACUCUAAGAGCACAAGCAAUUAACAGGAGCACUCAGCUUCCUGUUGAACUGGAAUCAGAAUUUAUUAUCAAGGUUCGAGAUGUGAAUGAUCAUGAACCACAGUUCUUGGAUGGACCUUAUGUGGCUACUGUUCCAGAGAUGUCACCUGAAGGUACUUCAGUUAUACAGGUAACAGCUACAGAUGAUGAUGAUCCUUCUUAUGGGAAUAGUGCCCGUCUACUUUACAGUCUCAUUCAGGGACAGCCUUAUUUCUCUGUGGAGCCAAAGACAGGAGUCAUCAGAAUGGCUUCCCAAAUGGAUAGAGAAACAAAAGAUCAGUAUUUGGUCAUCAUCCAAGCCAAAGAUAUGGUUGGGCAAGCAGGGGCAUUUUCAACAACAGCCACUGUUACCAUCAACCUCUCUGAUAUCAACGACAAUCCACCUAAAUUUCAACAGCGACUCUAUUAUAUGAGUGUUUCUGAAGAGGCUCCUGUGGGCACUACUAUAGGCAAAGUCUUUGCAGAAGACAGUGACAUAGGGGAGAAUGCAGCCAUGAACUAUUCCAUUGAAGGAGAUAGUUCAGAUGUUUUUGACAUCAUUACUAACAAUGAGACUCAAGAAGGAAUUAUCUUACUGAAAAAGACAGUGGAUUAUGAAAGUAAGAGGAGAUACAGUAUUGGAGCAAAAGUUGUAAACAGGUACAUUGAUGACCGUUUUCUGAAAGAAGGACCAUUUGAAGACAAAACUAUUGUCAAAAUUAAUGUGGAAGAUGCUGAUGAACCUCCAGUUUUCACCAUGGAGAAUUAUGUGAUGGAGAUUGCUGAAGGGGCUAUGAGUGGCUCACUGGUGGGCGUUGUAACUGCUAGAGAUCCAGAUGAUGAUGACUCCCCAGUCAGGUACUCUAUUGUCCAUGGCAUGUAUUUAAAGAGAUUGUUCAGCAUCAAUGAACACAAUGGAACAAUCAUUACAACUAAACCUCUGGACCGAGAGGUAGCUUCUUGGCACAAUAUAACCAUUACAGCCACAGAAACAAGAAAUGCUGAAAAAAUUUCAGAAACAAAUGUGUAUAUCCAAGUUCUUGACAUUAAUGAUCAUGCACCAGUAUUCCCUAAAUAUUAUGAAACAUUUGUUUGUGAAAAUGCAGUUUCUGGCCAG
This is a messenger RNA of Nestor notabilis (Kea), 1476 nucleotides long. RefSeq names its product cadherin 19, type 2 (gene CDH19). The annotation marks the transcript as partial. NCBI's taxonomy places the organism in Eukaryota, Metazoa, Chordata, Aves, Psittaciformes, Psittacidae. The transcript has 8 exons. Gene Ontology annotation, molecular function: calcium ion binding; cadherin binding. Gene Ontology annotation, cellular component: plasma membrane; catenin complex; adherens junction. Gene Ontology annotation, biological process: adherens junction organization; calcium-dependent cell-cell adhesion; cell-cell junction assembly. The record is from RefSeq and is a predicted model, not a curated record.